Molecule: messenger RNA, 1668 nt
Organism: Oppiella nova
Lineage: Eukaryota; Metazoa; Arthropoda; Arachnida; Sarcoptiformes; Oppiidae
Source: the annotation of a GenBank genome assembly
AUGUUUUCAUUCAUUAAAUCUAUCGCUGGUUUCGGCGCUCAGGGCCUCAAACCCAGUGAAGGCGAAGACCUCAUCAAAGAGCAGCUGAACGACCAUUUGGUGGACAAUGAGAGCGACGACGAGAGUGUGGGUCCUCUCGAUGACAACUCAUCCAUCAGUAGCUCUGACAUCGAUAUAUCGGAUGUGGAGGACGGCCACGAAGACCGCGGACCCACUGAUCCCGCGGAAGGCGAAGGCAACUUCAACGGCAAGAUCUUUAACCAGGAUCACGCCCGACAACUCGUCAAUUGGGCCAAACAGAAACAGAUCGGACACCUGUCCUUCUGGUCCAUCAACAGAGACAGAGGCUGUGCGGGUAAACCCGUGGGCCCCACCUGUUCCAGCAUUUCUGAACAAGAUCACGAGUUCACUAAAAUAUUUGUUGAGCCAAAGUUUGCGCCAUAUAUUGAUGUGACGGCAGAGAAAGACUUCAAAUUAGUUGAUCUCAAGAAUAAAUAUGGAGUGAAAGCGGUGUCGUUGGCAUUUGCUUUGGGGGGAAACCAGGGGUGUGUGCCGAUGUGGGGCGGGCAGACCCCCAUCACUGAACCCAAUAUCAUCAAUGAGAUCACGGCGUUUAGGGCGGCCGGCGGUGAUGUGAUUGUGUCGACCGGAGGCGCUUUGAAUCCAUACCUGGAAACGAGCUGCGGUUCAUCCGGAGCUCUGGCGGAGGCUUAUAAGAAAAUCUUAUCAGUGACCGGAUCUACUCAUCUGGACAUUGAUAUCGAGGCCACUGUUCCCACAGAUCUUAUGAAUCAAGCGUUGGCUGCCGUUCAGAAAGCGAACUCCGCGGUGACCGUCAGCUAUACCCUUAUGGUUCAGGGGGACGACUACGGAGUGACGGAUGAAUUGGGAUUCAAAGUACUGCAGAGCGCGGCUAAAAACGGAGUAAACGUCGAUAUCGUGAACCCAAUGACAAUGGAGUUCGGGACACGACUGGCCUCGUGGGGCGACGCCGUCAUUGCGGCCGCGGAGGCCACACAUAAACAGAUGAAACAGGUUUGGCCUCAAAAGAGCGAUCAGGAGUUGUACUCCAUGUUAGGUGUGACCCCAAUGUUGGGCCACAAUUACAACGGCAAGAUCUUUGAGCCAGCUCAUGCCAAACAACUGGUCGCGUGGGCUAAACAGAAACAAAUCGGACAUUUGGCCUUUUGGUCGCUCAACAGAGACAGGGGUUGUCCGGGCGGAGGUGUCAGCCCCUCGUGCUCUGGAAUAGCACAGGAAGACCACGAGUUCACUAAGAUUUUCGUUACAUUUGAUGACGGGUCACAUCCCGACCCAACCGAUGAUCCGCAGCCGUCAACAACACAACAACCAGUGACGGGUCCCACCGAACCCACAACACAGCCAACGCAUCCGACUACCGGUCCAAUCGACUGCAGUAUCCCUGAUAAGAAAUACCCGCACCCGACGGACUGCAACAAAUACAUCUGGUGUUUCGAUGGACUGCCUCACGAGGAGUCAUGUGGGGCGGGAACCGUAUGGGAUAUCAUUCAUCAGGACUGCAAUUACCCGAAGGACGCCGGCAGACCUGAGUGCAUGUGAUGUCAAAUGCUUUUUAGAUAAAUAUAUUAAAAUUAUUGUAAUAUUAGUAUUAAUAAAUGAAUUAAACAAUUCAUACUUUGGCUCAAA